Molecule: messenger RNA, 957 nt
Organism: Physeter macrocephalus (sperm whale)
Lineage: Eukaryota; Metazoa; Chordata; Mammalia; Artiodactyla; Physeteridae
Product: akirin-1-like
Biological process (GO): positive regulation of transcription by RNA polymerase II; myoblast migration involved in skeletal muscle regeneration; positive regulation of macrophage chemotaxis
Cellular component (GO): nucleus; chromatin
Molecular function (GO): transcription coregulator activity
Source: RefSeq, a predicted model, not a curated record
AUGCUAGCGGGAUAUGCUAUGAAGGCAGCAGAUGACUAUGUUACAUGUGAAAACCCAGAGGACACUCAAUUUACCAGUGAUAUGGAAAAGUGGCACACCAAAAUCCUAAAGGAACUCUCCAAGAACUUACAUGAUGCACAUGGAACUGCACAGCACAAGGAAUGGAUGGUAGCAGAUGCUCUGAAAAAGAAAUUCUAUACUUGGCUGCCGGUGCUGGAGCCGGCUUGGCUUGCGAGCUCCGCUGAGGAGCGGGAGGUUGGGCCGCAGUUAACAGCCGCGUCGGCUCCCGGUGCCUGGCCCUUCGGCAGCACGGAGUGCGGGACGAAGUGGAAGCGGCCCAUGGAGUUCGAGGCGGCGCUGCUGAGCCCCGGCUCCCCGAAUCGGCGGCGCCGCGCCCCUCUGCCGGGCCUCAGGCCCCCGGACGCCGAGCUGCCGCCGCUGCUGCAGGCGCGGACCCCACCGCCGACUCUGCAGCAGCCCGCCCCGCCCGGCAGCGAGCGGCGCCUUCCAACCGCGGGGCAAAUUUUUCAGAACAUAAAACAAGAAUAUAGUCGUUAUCAGAGGUGGAGACGUUUAGAAGUUGUUCUUAAUCAGAGUGACGCUUUUACUUCGGAAAGUCAGCCUCACUCAGCGCUCACAGAACCUAGUUCUCCAGGUUCCUCUUGGAUGAAGAAGGACCAGCCCACCUUUACCCUCCUCCGACAAGUUGGAAUAAUAUGUGAGCGUCUCUUAAAAGACUAUGAAGAUAAAAUUCGGGAGGAGUAUCAACAAAUCCUCAACACCAAACCAGCAGAACAAUAUGAAUCGUUUGUGAAAUUCACACAUGAUCAGAUUAUGCGACGAUAUGGGACAAGGCCAACAAGCCACGUGUCCUGAAUCUUUCUUGCAUAUCUGGGUACCAGGUUUGACCUCAAGAGAUGGCUGCUGUACACUUUUUGCAAGUAGUUUGAUAUCACA